Trichoderma asperellum CBS 433.97 is the source of this 237-nucleotide messenger RNA. Lineage: Eukaryota; Fungi; Ascomycota; Sordariomycetes; Hypocreales; Hypocreaceae. The record is from RefSeq and is a predicted model, not a curated record.
ACGAUGCCGCGCAACCCAAAUUUCCCAUGGGGAGCAGGCUCGCCGCUGCACCGUCACCAAAAUGUGACAGGGCUGGGCGAUGGCAUCCUGGGUAGCAGAAGCGUCCUCGUCGACUGGGGCAAGACGGCUGUACAUGGCCUCAGGGCGCUCUUCAAGAAGCCCGUUGAUGAAGACGAGCAAGGUGAAGGAGAAGAGUGAUGUCGAAAAGGAGAGCCGACUUUGGAGUGUUCUUUUUUU